Beta vulgaris subsp. vulgaris (sugar beet) is the source of this 902-nucleotide messenger RNA. RefSeq lists its product as uncharacterized. The coding region runs from base 10 to 318 and encodes 102 amino acids. Gene Ontology annotation, cellular component: endosome. The record is from RefSeq and is a predicted model, not a curated record. NCBI's taxonomy places the organism in Eukaryota, Viridiplantae, Streptophyta, Magnoliopsida, Caryophyllales, Amaranthaceae. Gene Ontology annotation, molecular function: GTPase activity; GTP binding. Gene Ontology annotation, biological process: regulation of endocytosis. The transcript is spliced from 2 exons.
GCUUAUAUUAUGUGCUGUGGUCUGUUUCAGGCUGGGCAAGAAUCCUUCAGAUCUAUCACUAGAUCAUACUACAGAGGAGCAGCUGGGGCACUUCUUGUUUAUGAUAUAACAAGGUUAAUGGCAAAGGGGCGAAAGCGUGACAUGGUACCUCAAGAGAAUGCAACCUCGGAGACCGAGUAUGAUGAUGAUGGUAAUAGGGCUGAACGUGAGGACCGCAGAGGUCGCACAGUAUGUGCAAAAGUAGGGAAGGCAAUUCAGGAGGGUCGAAAAAUUCCACUUGAAUGGAAUAGAAGAAAGGUUCCAUGUGGGGAUCAUUGAACAACAUUCUGCACUUAUCUUGGUGUACUUGUUCGUGAGCGUGUAGACAUCAACUACCUACGGUGGGGUGAUGUUCCUAAAGAGCUAAAGAAUUCACUUUACGAGUCGAUAACCGUAAGUAAAUGUUUUUACUAUUCUUUGUGUAAUUGCUUUUACUAUUACUCAGGUUUUAUCUUUUUCACUUUUUUCCGCUUCUAUUAUUUUUUUGACCCUUGUAUGAGGUUUUUUUAGUUUGACUUGUAAAUCGAAUUUAGGCGUCCCUUAUUUGAACUUGUUAGGCCUAUCUAAACUAAUUUUCUUUAUCUAAUUUAUUUUUCUUUAUCCACUCUUACUUCCGGAAAGUGAAAAGAACAAGACGUUAAUCUUCCACAUGUAUAAAUGUGGAGAAUCAAAUGUGGAAAUAUAUCUACUAAACAGUUUAGAGAUCGAUGAGAGGUUGCUAAAUUGUAUAACAAGUACAGCUAAUGAGCCAUUCUCUUAAUCUCUUUAAAUGUAUGUGUCUAAAGUAAGGAAGGAGCUGCCACUGGGAGUCAACUGUUCCUACACUGUGAACUGUGAAGUUACGUGAUAUAGUUCGUUUGUGA